Callorhinus ursinus (northern fur seal) is the source of this 1563-nucleotide messenger RNA. RefSeq names its product iroquois homeobox 4 (gene IRX4). Gene Ontology annotation, biological process: cell development; neuron differentiation; regulation of transcription by RNA polymerase II. The record is from RefSeq and is a predicted model, not a curated record. Gene Ontology annotation, cellular component: nucleus. Gene Ontology annotation, molecular function: RNA polymerase II cis-regulatory region sequence-specific DNA binding; DNA-binding transcription factor activity, RNA polymerase II-specific. Lineage: Eukaryota; Metazoa; Chordata; Mammalia; Carnivora; Otariidae.
AUGUCCUACCCGCAGUUUGGAUACCCCUAUUCCUCCGCACCCCAGUUCCUGAUGACCACCAACUCGCUGAGCACAUGCUGUGAGUCAGGUGGCCGCACGCUGGCAGACUCCGGGCCCGCCGCCUCGGCCCAGGCGCCUGUCUACUGCCCGGUCUAUGAGAGCCGGCUGCUGGCCACCGCGCGCCACGAACUCAACUCGGCCGCUGCGCUUGGCGUCUACGGGGGCCCCUAUGGCGGCUCGCAGGGCUAUGGCAACUACAUGACCUAUGGCUCUGAGGCGUCAGCCUUCUACUCGCUGAAUGGCUUCGACUCCAAGGACGGGCCUGGAUCUGCGCAUGCGGGUCUCGCGCCUGCAGCGGCUGCUGCCUACUAUCCCUACGAGCCGGCGCUGGGCCAGUACCCCUACGACAGGUACGGGACCAUGGACAGCGGCACGCGGCGGAAGAACGCCACGCGCGAGACCACCAGCACGCUCAAGGCCUGGCUGCAGGAGCACCGCAAGAACCCCUACCCCACCAAGGGCGAGAAGAUCAUGCUGGCCAUCAUCACCAAGAUGACCCUCACGCAGGUCUCCACCUGGUUCGCCAACGCGCGCCGGCGCCUCAAGAAGGAGAACAAGAUGACGUGGCCGCCAAGGAACAAAUGCGCAGACGAGAAGCGACCCUUCCCGGAGGGCGAGGAGGAAGAAGGGGGGGAAGAGGAAGCCAGGGAGGAGCCCCUCAAGAGCACCAAGAAUGAAGAGUCCGCGGGCAAAGAGGGAAAGGAUCUAGAGCUCACUGACUUGGAGGACUUCGACCCACUGGAGGCGGAGCCCCCUGAGUGCGAGCUGAAACCGCCCUUCCCGCCCCUGGAUGGCGGUCUGGAGCGCAUCCCUGCCGCGCCGGAUGGUCUAAGCGCCCUGGGAAAGGAGGCCUCGGGCACCCUCCGGAUGCCCCUGGCUGCCGGUGGCAGGGCGGCCCUGGACCAGGACCUGGAGAGGGCCAGGAGCCGCCUCCGGAGCACAGCGGCCGGGCCUGAGCAGCAGCCUGUUGCGGGGGGCAGCUCGCAGGCUUGCGAGGCCAAGCUGGGCUUUGUGCCGGCUGGGGCACCGGCGGGCCUCGAGGCCAAGCCACGCAUCUGGUCCCUGGCUCACACGGCAACCGCCGCUGCCACCGCCCUGAGCCAGACUGAGUUUCCGUCAUGCAUGCUCAAGCGUCAAGGUCCCGCUGCCCCUGCAGCCACUUCCUUGGCUCCUGCCUCGUCCUCACCUGCGGCCCCGGCCCCCACUGGUGCCCUGGACAGGCACCAGGACUCCCCGGUAACCAGUCUCAGAAACUGGGUGGAUGGGGUCUUUCACGACCCCAUCCUCAGGCACAGCACUUUGAACCAGGCCUGGGCCACCGCCAAGGGUGCCCUCCUGGACCCAGGGCCGCUGGGACGCUCGCUGGGGGCAGGCGCCAACGUGCUGACUACGCCCCUGGCGCGCGCUUUCCCCGCCGCUGCACCCCAUGACGCCCCAGCCUCGGGAGCAGCCAAGGAGCUGCUGGCCAUCCCCAAGACCGGCGGCAAGCCCUUCUGCGCCUAA